This is a messenger RNA of Pipistrellus kuhlii (Kuhl's pipistrelle), 1155 nucleotides long. Its product is annotated as proline-rich protein 2-like. NCBI's taxonomy places the organism in Eukaryota, Metazoa, Chordata, Mammalia, Chiroptera, Vespertilionidae. The record is from RefSeq and is a predicted model, not a curated record. The transcript is spliced from 3 exons. The coding region runs from base 1 to 1155 and encodes 384 amino acids.
AUGCCCGGCCAUGGCACUGCCAGCUUCGGGGACAGGGUCGGCACCGGACCUCCUCCUGUACCAGGGCUGCGCUGCUUGCUGAGGCUGCUCAAUGACGGCCACAGCUCCAUGGCUGCAUACGCAGCGGGCUUCCUCGCUCCUUGUUCCGGGCCGCAGCCAGAGGCCAGGGAUCAGCAGGAGUGCUCCCUCUGGGCACCAGGAGGCCCUGGGGAUCACACAGCCACCACCCGGGACCCCCGGAACCACCCGGAGCCCCUCGGGUCCACCCGGAGCCCCCGGUACCACCUGGAGCCCCUCGGGUCCACCCGGGACCCCCGGUACCACCCGGAGCCCCUCGGGUCCACCCGGAGCCCCCGGAACCACCCGGAGCCCCUCGGGUCCACCCGGGACCCCCGGAACCACCCGGAACCCCCGGAACCACCCGGAGCCCCUCGGGUCCACCCAGAACCCCCAGUACCACCCGGAGCCCCUCGGGUCCACCCGGAACCCCCGGUACCACCCGGAGCCCCUCGGGUCCACCUGGAACCCCCGGUACCACCCGGAACCCCCGGUACCACCCGGAACCCCCGGUACCACCCGGAGCCCCUCGGGUCCACCCGGAACCCCCGGAACCACCCGGAGCCCCUCGGGUCCACCCGGGACCCCCGGUACCACCCGGAGCCCCUCGGGUCCACCCGGAACCCCCAGUACCACCCGGAGCCCCUCGGGUCCACCCGGAACCCCCGGUACCACCCGGAGCCCCUCGGGUCCACCCGGAACCCCUGGCCGUGGGAGCACACCCUCCUGGCUGGGAGGGCACCGGAAGCCGGUGCCAGCGGCGGCGGGGGAGGCGGGACUGGGGCAGCUCAGCUCCACGUGCAGAUGGUGCAGACGGUGCAGGUGGUGCAGGCGGUGCAGACGGUGCAGUCGGUGCAGACGGCAGGCAGUGGCCGGAGGAUGCACAACUGGGCGUCCACCAGUGACCCAGGCGGCCCAGAUCGUCCUCCUCGGGAGCCUCGCUCACAGCUUCCCAUGCCCUCCCUGGGCCUCGCCACUGCCUGCGGGCGGAGGCCGGGUGGCUCUGGACAGUGGCCACCCUCCGUGGCCGGCCAGCCCCUCGGCAGCAGGCACACUUCAUCUCCGGGCACUUUCAGGCCAGCACAGGCCCUGCUGUGA